Messenger RNA from Paraglomus brasilianum, 1125 nucleotides. The record is from the annotation of a GenBank genome assembly. Lineage: Eukaryota; Fungi; Glomeromycota; Glomeromycetes; Paraglomerales; Paraglomeraceae.
AUGUCAUCCCAAGAACCAUAUAGCUCAAGUAUUUCCGUAAUACAACAAUCCCCUUCCACAUCUCCUGUUUAUUCUCAACUUUCAUCUUCCCUCUCUUCGCUUAUACAACCUCACUCGCGAACCUCUAGUCUACCUGUUCCGCCAUCACCUCAACAAAUCGAACAACUAACAUUACCUUCAAAUGCGUUGGCAUUUUCAAAGAAACCAUCUCGAUACAGCUCGCUCUCAUAUACCAACUCUACGGAAUACUCGUCUGACCGCAAAAAUUCAGUUGGCUCUUUGCAAUGUACAUGUUUAGAAAAAGUCCAUCCGCAUCAUUCUUGCCCUAACUCAAAUCAGUAUGACUAUUGGCCACCACCGCCCGAAUACUCGAGUGAGAAUAAAGGCCGUGUUCAUAAUGAAGAUAGCGACAGAGCUGAGACUGUUUUGAGCUUGAAUGAUGAUGAACAAGUUGAAAGAAAAAUGGAUGAAUACGAAAAGAUGGAAGCGCAAAUUCGAAUGGCUUUUGUAAGAAAAGUAUAUUCUCUUCUCUGUUCACAGCUGGCUGUGACAACUGCAAUGUGUGCUUUAUUCAUGAUCCAUGAUGCUACUAGACAGUUUGUCGUACGCAGUAAUUGCCUUUUCUUUGUUUCAUGGUUUAUUGCAUUUGUCACACUUCUUCUUUUGCUCUGGAAACGAAAGAGUCAUCCAUUGAACCUGUUGCUGCAUAUUAUAUUUACAUUAGCGAUAUCCUAUGGUAUUGCCACGAUAGUUGCUACAUAUGAAGCAAAAAUAGUCGUUCAGACCUUUCUCAUAACAAUCGGCGUGUUUGCUGCUCUUGUAUUAUUCACUCUACAAUCACGAAUCAACUUUUCAUCUUGGGCGCCGUUUUUGUAUGCUGGGUUGUGGGUCGUUAUACUUUCUGGGAUUAUUGGAUGGCUGCUUCCAUUUGAUCGCGCAUACCAUGUCGCCAUUUCCGUGCUGACUGCAUGUAUAUUUUGCGGAUAUAUCCUUUAUGAUACGUACAUGUUAUUCACCAAGCUGAGUCCUGAAGAAUACAUUAUCGCAGCAAUCGAUUUGUAUCUCGAUGUAAUAAACCUUUUCAUCGCAUUACUCGUUCUCCUCGGUGGUAUGGAUACAAAAUGA